Messenger RNA from Arabis nemorensis, 471 nucleotides. NCBI's taxonomy places the organism in Eukaryota, Viridiplantae, Streptophyta, Magnoliopsida, Brassicales, Brassicaceae. The record is from the annotation of a GenBank genome assembly.
AUGGUUAAUCCUCGUCUUGCUCUACAAAAUCGACGCCAAAUCUCGUCUCUACAACGAUUCAGCUCUCUCGUAUCUCUUCCUAGCAAACAAUCUCUAAUACAUCGUGAUCAAGGUCGUACAUCGAAUCUAAGGGUCGUAAUGGGAGACUAUUGGGUUACGAAUCACGAGGUCAAAGUGACUCAGUACCUGGAGAAAUACGAGAAAAUGGCUUGGGGAGAUGUGAUUACGUCACUUCCAGGAGAUUCAACAGCGGAGGCGAAGGCGGAAGAAUCUCUGAGACGGUUCAAAGAAGCUUUUGAAGAGGCUUACAAGAAGCACAAGAAUUGGGUCGUACCCGACCCGAAAUUGAAAGACGAAAUCAAAUUCCAAAAUAGAAGAAAAAAUGCGAUUUGGGAGGACGACUCGGGUCUUGAUGCAUUUGUUGUUAUCGCCAUUAGAGGAAAAGAAGAUUUUUGUUAUAUUUUUAUUUGA